AGACUCAGCUCUAGAGAGAGAGUUACUCUGGUCGUCUCCGUCUUCGACAGGCUACGAGUCGAGCAUUCCCUCAUCUCUUCGCGACUCGAUCUCCCUCGUCUCUUCUUUCAAUCGUCUCCAACCUCUGCUGCAUCAGAAUCGCGGAGGCGGGACCUUGCGGCCGAGGUAGCUUUCGUCAAUUCAGGGUUUUCAUUAAGGGGUUUGAGGUUGAAAAUUCUGAUGCUGAGGAAAUAAAGCUACUUGAAGAUCAAAUUGCUUAGUUGGAAAAAUGUUGGAGGGUCCAAAAUUCACUGGAAUUAUAGGAAUGAACAACAAUGAAUAUGAUCUUUCUCAAGGGUUCUACCAUAAGCUCGGUGAGGGUUCGAAUAUGUCGAUAGAAAGUUAUGGGAGCUUGCAGACAAGCAAUGGUGGAGGCUCUGUUGCGAUGUCUGUAGAUAACAGCAGUGUUGGAUCAAAUGAUUCCCACACUCGCAUCUUGAAUCACCAAGGAUUGCGCCGUGUUAACAAUAAUUACUCUGUUGCUGCGAGUAAUAACCGUGGAAGAGUCUCACAUGGCUUAAGUGAUGAUGCUCUGGCCCAGGCUCUGAUGGAUAGUAGAUACCCUACACUGGGACUUGAGAAUUUUGAGGAAUGGACAAUCGAUUUGGGAAAGCUUAAUAUGGGAGAGGCAUUUGCACAGGGAGCUUUUGGUAAACUGUACAAAGGUACCUAUAAUGGUGAGGAUGUUGCUAUAAAGAUUUUGGAGAGGCCUGAAAAUGACUUGGAGAAGGCACAGUUGAUGGAACAGCAAUUUCAGCAGGAAGUUAUGAUGCUGGCCACAUUAAAGCAUACAAACAUAGUUCGAUUUAUUGGUGGAUGCCGGAAGCCGAUGGUAUGGUGCAUUGUGACAGAGUAUGCAAAGGGCGGUUCAGUGCGACAGUUUUUGACAAAGCGGCAGAACCGACAAGUGCCUCUGAAAUUGGCAAUCAAACAAGCCCUGGAUGUUGCGAGGGGGAUGGCGUAUGUGCAUGGCCUUGGGCUGAUCCACAGGGAUCUAAAAUCUGACAACUUGCUAAUUUUUGCAGACAAGUCCAUCAAAAUUGCAGACUUUGGGGUUGCUCGAAUAGAGGUGCAAACAGAAGGAAUGACACCAGAGACAGGGACAUACCGCUGGAUGGCCCCGGAGAUGAUCCAGCACAGGCCUUACACACAGAAAGUCGACGUGUAUAGCUUUGGGAUCGUUCUUUGGGAACUCAUCACUGGGAUGCUUCCAUUCCAGAACAUGACUGCAGUUCAGGCAGCUUUUGCGGUUGUCAACAAGGGUGUUCGUCCAAUCAUCCCCAAUGACUGCUUACCUGUUCUCAGUGAGAUCAUGACCCGAUGCUGGGAUGCCAACCCUGAUGUGAGGCCUCCCUUCGCUGAAGUUGUAAGGAUGCUUGAGAAUGCAGAGACUGAAAUUAUGACGACUGUCCGCAAGGCCCGCUUCAGAUGCUGUAUGGCCCAACCAAUGACUGCAGAGUGAUCCAGAAAAAAAGAAAUUGAACACAGAGCACAUAAAGAGAGGAAAAAGGGAAAUGCAAAGAAACAAAAAGCAAGAAAAGGUGAUUUUAUCUUUAGCCUUGUGUAUUUAUCAGGGUUGAUUUUCUUUGGUCAGAUAGAAAAAGGAAAAGUUUAUGAUAAGAAUUGCUGGUUUAUGGGUUUUAUUUUUAAUGGACUUCUGUUGCUGAAUUUGUAUCGUAGAAGAGGAGAUUUGAUAUGUAAUUAUGAAUGCCCUCUAUUGUUGUGCUUUGACAUGCCUGGUUUAGCAGUUUCCUUUUAUCUUUGGUUUCUUUGUUUUUCAUUUUUUCCUUCUCAGGAAUUAUCAGAACUUCUGUUCAUCGGAUAAAGCCUCCUGUUUUCUUUC
Messenger RNA from Vitis riparia (riverbank grape), 1882 nucleotides. RefSeq names its product serine/threonine-protein kinase STY13-like. Bases 269 to 1501 code for a protein of 410 amino acids. NCBI's taxonomy places the organism in Eukaryota, Viridiplantae, Streptophyta, Magnoliopsida, Vitales, Vitaceae. The transcript has 3 exons. Gene Ontology annotation, molecular function: protein kinase activity; ATP binding. Gene Ontology annotation, biological process: protein phosphorylation. The record is from RefSeq and is a predicted model, not a curated record.